This is a messenger RNA of Chiroxiphia lanceolata (lance-tailed manakin), 1215 nucleotides long. Its product is annotated as arylacetamide deacetylase-like 4. Gene Ontology annotation, cellular component: membrane. Lineage: Eukaryota; Metazoa; Chordata; Aves; Passeriformes; Pipridae. Gene Ontology annotation, molecular function: carboxylic ester hydrolase activity. The transcript has 4 exons. Bases 1 to 1215 code for a protein of 404 amino acids. The record is from RefSeq and is a predicted model, not a curated record.
AUGGAACUCCUCCUGGCCAUUUUUCUCUCUGCUUUGACUGUUUUUGUGGCAAUAGCAUUCUAUUAUGGACAUGACAAGGCAGAAGUUCCUCAUGAAUUCAGUGAGCGAAGAAAGCUUUAUGUUCUUCAUUACUUGCUGAACUUUGCAUUUGGUAUGGCAACGUUUUUGGACAAAGUAGGUAUCGUCUCAGAGGUUCAUUUCCUCAGGGCUACAAUGGAGAAUAUACCACCACUGAAAGAUAAACAUCUUCUUAUCAAGGACUUAAGAUUUGAAAGGGUUAAAGUAAGAAUUUACCAGUCCAAAACAUCAAACACUAGCCAAAGAAGAGGAGUCCUUUAUUUCCAUGGAGGAGUUGGAUGGUUGGGAAGCAUCCGGGCCUACGAAAGGACGUGCCGCUACUUGGCCAGGAAGAGCAAUUCCGUGGUGGUGUCUGUUGGGUAUCGUUUGGCUCCCGAGCACCCCUUCCCAGCCCAGUUUGAGGACUGUGUCACUGCCACCAUCCACUUCCUGAGGACUGCCCAGGACCACGGCGUCGACCCUUCCCGUGUUGUCGUCUGUGGGGACAGCAGUGGGGGGACACUCGCUGCUGCUGUCGCCCAAGCCCUGGUGAACAGAAGGGAUGUCCCAAAGCUGAGAGCACAAAUCCUGAUCUAUCCUUUUCUCCAGUGUGUGGACUUUAAUUUGCCUUCUUAUCAGCAGAACGAGAGAAUCCCCAUUUUGUUAAAGGAACGAACUUUGGUUCUGGGCCUGAAGUACAUGAAUAAAGACUUGUCUGUCCUCCCAGAGCUAUUUAAAGGUCGCCACGUUCCAGAAGACCUGAGGCCGAAGUAUCAGAAAUGGGUGAGUCCUGACUACAUCCCUCAGGAGUUUAAAACAAGAGGUUACAAACCAAGUCCAACAUAUCCAGCCUCAGAAGAAAUCUAUGCACAUACCAAGGCUAUUUUUGACCCUGUUUUUUCACCACUGUUGGCUGAAGACAGUGUUGUUGCUCAGGUCCCUGAGACUUUCCUUCUGACCUGUGAAUUUGAUGUGCUCAGAGAUGAUGGACUGCUGUACAAGAAACGAUUAGAGGAUCAUGGGAUAAAAGUGACCUGGUGCCACCUGCAAGAGGGGUUCCAUGGAACAGUGUUCUCAGCAACUUUGGGUGGGGGAGCAGCAUUCAAAUCUGGAAUUAAAGGCCUGGAUAAGGUAGUAAAUUUUUUAAGAUUGAUGUAA